ACAGCUGUGACAGCUGUCACUGAACCAAAUAAAGCUAAGCUAACCUAUAAAACGCAAAAAUAAAUACAACACACAAAACAUUGAAAGAGCUACUGUUAAUUCUGUUUACGGAUAACUCACAAUUCUUCAUUAAUUUUUUGAAUAUUGUGGAAAACGUUAAUUUAAAAAUAUGAAGACAAUAAACCGAAAAAUUCCAGGCAUUCUUCCACCACCGCCAAAAACAGAAGUUGAUGGAAAAAUCGCAGAUUUAUCUUCUAAAACCAUCCCCGAGCUCAUUGAGCUUCGUGAUAGACAAAUGAAACUCAUUAGAAACAAUGCAUUCAUUUCGAAACUAGCUGACAAAGGUGAGAAAAUCAAAUGCUUUCACGAGAAAAUCGAAAAAGAACUUAAGGCCAAACAAGAAGAAGAGCAAACAUGCCAAUUGUUAAAUAGAUUAAAACUCAACAGUGUUGAUGAGCACAGUGUUCAGAAUGUUGAAUGGGAAGGGAAAGUGUCCAAACCAAAAGUAGUUUUAGAUUCAGAUGAUGAUAGUGAGCCAGAAGAUGUUCUCCACAUUCUCAGUCAGAACACAGUGCAACAAAAGCUGGUGAGAGUUUUACCACCAGAAAGACCCCUAAUAUCACCAUUAGACUUAGAAAGAAUUGGUGAAAUUCCUCAUGUGAAGUACAUAGUGGAUAAGACUGAGAACCACUCUUCUCCUAAGGCAACUGGUCACUUCAAACCGUAUCAUACAACAAAGUCAGAUGUCCAUCAUCCCGAGAAAGAAAUGGUUAGAAAAAAGGGAAAGCACUGGGAAGUGACUGCGGCAACCCCACCACUCAGCAUUCAUGGUGCUGCUAAAAUUUUAAAUUUGGAGGAGUCACUAAAGCUACAGCAAGAGUACAACAAACACUUGCAAGAGGUUGAGGCCCAACAUGCUGCUGAGAAGCUGUUGGCGAGAACAGGUAUCAGGAUGGCUGAACUAUCUGAGGGAGGGAGACAGUUUGGCAGCUACCGCGAGGUGGAGAGUGAGGCGGAGACAGACCACGAGGGCAGCGACAAGGAGGUGCACGAUGAGGAGCCCGACAGGGGAGGAGUCGUUUUCACAGUCUUGAAGUGAAAUUUUGUAUGAACAAUAGAACUAAUCGGCAGAAACCUGUCCCUUAAGCCUUGUCUAGUUCAAUAAGCAGAAAAUUUAAGAUCAAGUGAUUUUAGGUAAAUACAAUUGUGUAGUAAUUUAUUGUGAUCUUAUUACUUUACGUUUUAUAUGUAUGUACCUACCUACUUAGUAAUAGCUUUAAUUUCAUUAUUUUUGUAAUACCUGAUGUUUUGUUUGCAUAUUAUUAUCUAAAUGUAAGUAUAUUUUAUACGUAAGGUCUCUAUAUACAUAUAUCAUAAUAAGUAUAUGUUUAUAUUUAUAUGUAUUAUGUUAAUUUAAAGUGAUAUUAGUAUGUAAUUAAUAUUUAAAGUUAUUGAUCCAAAAUAAAGCUAUGUUUAAUAAA
This is a messenger RNA of Plutella xylostella (diamondback moth), 1481 nucleotides long. RefSeq names its product RNA polymerase II subunit M (gene Polr2M). Lineage: Eukaryota; Metazoa; Arthropoda; Insecta; Lepidoptera; Plutellidae. Gene Ontology annotation, biological process: transcription elongation by RNA polymerase II. Gene Ontology annotation, molecular function: transcription elongation factor activity. The record is from RefSeq and is a predicted model, not a curated record. Gene Ontology annotation, cellular component: nucleus.